AUGCGUUGUCCCCUCUGCCGUAUUCUCAUUGCUGUGACUCUGCUCUGCAAUGCUCUCCUGUUGUACUACACAUGGCACUUGCAGUUCCGAUCCAAUGUACGCCAAGGCACCCUGCCAGCACUGGCACCAGGCAUCACGGUCAUUGUGCGUGAGUUUCGCACAUUUGAACAUGGCCUUUCAGACUUGAACCAGUCAUUUCUGCGCUCUCGUCCUUCACUCCACCUCCUUAUUGCAUCUGAUGCACUGCCGUACCCUCCUGACCCUGGGUUGCGCAUAUUGAAACUGCAUCCCUCACCUGACCAACCCAGCUUUGCAUCCCGACUUGAGUCAUAUAUUCACACCCGUCUUGUUGCUUUGGUCCCUGAUGGAACUGCCCUGAAUCCCCCUGAUUUACUAGACAGGAUGGCUCGGGGCCUGCGGGAUGCUGCUCCAGGUAUUAGGAUUGUGGCUGCUGCUGCAGGCCUUCCCUUGCAAUGCCUGCACCUUAAUGUAUCCCUGAAAGAGUGGACAGCAAGUUAUAGACCAACAACCACUGGUGAAUCCUGUGGAGCAGUGAGUGGAACUGCAGUGCUUCUGUUACGUUCCCGUGACCUGUUUGAACUGCCUUACCCUUUAGCCCGGCCACUGCAGAGUGCAAUUUUUAUUCAAGCAUCUCUUCGCGGGUGGGGUGUGCAGAUAGUGGAGGGUGUUACAUUCCCACGCACACCAUUUCCAGCAACUGAUCAUGGGCGAUGGAAAGCCGAUCAGGCGGAGCGGCAGGAGGAAGCCAAAACCAUGAGGGCAUUAGGUGUGAGACUGGUGCGAGGACUGGAUGGAGGUGAGCGAUGGUUUGGCUGCUCCAAGGAGACUCCACGCUGCUUUGGGACUGUAGUUGGCGAGACCCCAGAGUAUCUUUAUGAGGGACGUUGGACACCCCCUUGCUGUCUCCGUGCUCUGAGAGCGACUGCACGCCAUGUCAUAAAGGUACUGGAAGCAAAUGGAGUACGCUACUGGCUAGAGGGAGGUAGCCUGCUUGGGGCAGCUCGCAAUGCUGAUAUCAUACCAUGGGACUAUGAUGUAGAUUUGGGAAUAUACCUGGAGGAUGUUACACUGUGUGCAGAGCUGCGGGGGGCCCAGGGAGGUUCCCUGGUAGAUGCAGAUGGAUACGUGUGGGAACGAGCUGUAGAAGGAGAUUUCUUUAGGGUGCAGUACAGCCAAACCAAUCAUCUACACGUAGACCUGUGGCCUUUCUACCCACGAGAUGGUGUAAUGACACGGGACUCCUGGACUGGACAUCCCCAGGAUGUUGAGUUCCCAGAGCGCUUUCUGCAGCCAUUGCAAACUGUGAAUUUUGCUGGAGGAACUGCGCAGGUCCCAAACAAUUACCAUCAGCUACUGCGUCUGAAAUUUGGGGAAAAAGCCAUAGAGGAACCAGAGUAUCCUAAUCCUGCCCUACUCCGGCUAAGGGGCAGGUAA
Messenger RNA from Pelobates cultripes (western spadefoot toad), 1455 nucleotides. The record is from the annotation of a GenBank genome assembly. Lineage: Eukaryota; Metazoa; Chordata; Amphibia; Anura; Pelobatidae.